This is a messenger RNA of Penicillium angulare, 2715 nucleotides long. RefSeq lists its product as uncharacterized. The record is from RefSeq and is a predicted model, not a curated record. Bases 1 to 2715 code for a protein of 904 amino acids. The transcript has a single exon. NCBI's taxonomy places the organism in Eukaryota, Fungi, Ascomycota, Eurotiomycetes, Eurotiales, Aspergillaceae.
AUGGAUGACGUCCAAGCUACUGCAAAAUGGGCAAACCGCAUGUUACGCCCAUUGACCUCCAUCUAUCGUCGACUCGAGAAGCACCACGAAACAUUAGCGAUUAUUGCGGCCGAGUCCAAAGUACAAAGUCAACAUGAAGAAAGUCCCGAUAAAGAUCCGGAGUCUUCUCAGUCCGCGGGGAUACAGGAAAUCUACUCUGGAUCAGAUGCCGAUGAGGGCGACCCGGUCUGGAUUCCUGAGAAGAAGAAGCCCGAUCAACGCCGGGUGAGGCAUAGAUACUCUGCGAGGGAAGAGAAAAAGAAGGGGAGGAAGCGUGCACGAUUAUCAAUACACAGCCCGGAAGUGUCUCGUACCUUGCCCGGUACGAUUGAGUUGGCUACACCACUGAUCACCGGGCGCAGAUGGGAAAUGCCUUCUAGUGCGCAGUCGCAACCACCGGUCGAACAACCUAGGCAGUCACAAAACCAGGAACAACAGGCGUUUCGUGAUCGAUACUCGCUCCACAAGAACCCAUGGCAGGAGCUCAUCAAUCAAUCUGAGGAUGCCGGGUUUGUCGAUAUUGUGCGAAAUCUUGAUCGCGUACUUCAAAACUUUCUUUACAACACUCGAGUCUCCGGGCGUAGUGGUAGUGCUAUCCCCGCCAAGCCUAGACUGGGUGCGCGCUCGCUUCUCUUUACGGUUAUGCGACGUCUACCUGAGUUCAUUGCGAUCGAGGAGAAGGCACAGAACGAACUGGGUGAAGACGGAGAUGAGGAUAUGUGUGACGCAUAUUUUACUGAGCUGGAGUCAUUUUAUGCUCCGCAUGGUAAAGGGUGGAAACCAUUGCGUCAAGCGGUUCGCGCUCAAGGCCUUUAUAUGGUCUCCAUCUUGAUACGCAACGAAUGGCUUACGGACGCGAUAAUUUGCGCACUAAUCGAUAAAUGUCGACACAGCGAGCCGGAUGCGUGCGAAUCUCUCCUGUCAACAUUCCUGUCAACACGAACAAGUUACCCGGCUCCUGUCGCUUUGAAAUCAACCCCCGAUACCAACUCUCCUGGGAAUGCUGUUAGAUUGUUGCACAAGUACGCUUAUCAUGAAUCAUCACGCCGAUCCUAUAUCUUCGACGAGCUCUCAAAGCUUCUUGCUCGUGGAGUCUUACCUCCAGAAUGGAUGGCAACCAAGCCGUGGACGCAUUGGAUGGAACGUGCGACAAUAUCAUUCUCAAGGGGUGAUGACGAUUGCGCUACGGCCUCUCGGCUAAUUGAAGCUGUUCUUUUCUCUGCCGGUGAUGUUCUUUCGGGCCGCAGUUUUAAAUCACCUCGAAAACGGUCGAUAAAACACGAAAUAGGACGCUUCACCCGUAACUCUUCUGUUGUGCUUAUAAAUGAUGCGGGCCUUAAGCGGAAAUGUCCUGUUCCAGUGGAAGAUGCAUUGAACAAUCAAGUUACUAGUCUUCUGGCAGCGCUUUGCGGGAUGCAUAUCUCCCGCUCUCGCGAGUUCGAGGAUGUUGAGGAUGCUGGUGGCACAGAAGCAAGUCACAUUGUCAACUAUGUUUCGUCCUCAGUGGAGAAUGAGAUGAACACAAAGCCGCUCUCUAAAGCUUCUACGCUUUCUUCGCAUCACCUGCUAAGACGUGGCUGUAUUUUGUUGGCAGACUGCCUAUUACGGUGCAACGAUGCUAUCCUGACAGGUGAUACCCACCCUGUGUUGAUGUCUACGGAUCGUAUAGAAGAAUGGUCAGAUCUCUUAGUUUCUCGCUCUGCUUUGAUCAAAGAGCUGGCAUUGUUUGUACGACGAGCAUUUCGUUGUUUUGGGAGUACAUCAAAUGGGGAGAAUACGUAUAUGGGGGCUGAGAUUCGACGUAUAGUGUCAAGGCUUCCCUACCUGACUGAAGCUCCUGGCUUGGCUAUGUUUUUAGGCCGCGUUGCCGUGGAAGCAGCUAUGGAGUUUGCUGAAAGUACUGGAGAGCCAGAAGAUCAUCUCUGGGCGGUUGAAAUCCAAGAAACAAUCAUGGCUCUUCGAAAUGAUAAGGUGUCAAGUUCUGGAUCCAAGGGUGCUCCGAAACACAAUCGGGGCUUAUAUCGCUGGGAAGAUACCAUUGGUGAAUGGGUUGCUCGUACACCUGCUGCCAAACCGAACCCGCAUCCGAUUAUUGGGAGAAAGAGACGAGCUUCAGAGCUGUCAAUGCAAUCACCGUGCAUCCCGUGCUCGACAGAUAGCAGCUCAUCCGACUCAGAUGGACUCGAAAAGCCGGCUUCAAGCGUAACUUCGUCGCCCUCGUCCAUCGGGACGACUCAGCAUUACGAAGUACCAGAUACAUCCCCUAUCAAGCCUUUCAAGCGAAGGCGUACUGCUCCUGUGGUUAUCACCCACGAUGAGGACAGUGCAAGCGCGUCCCCAUCUGACAGAUCUACGUCGAGGUCCCCGUCGUUAGAGCCAGUUCCGUCACAUCGCCGCGUUCUACGAGAUUUGUCAAAUCGAAUGCCAAAGCGCUCUGCUGCUCAGAAGCCUGCACCCAAAGUUGAGGUGGUGAUCAUCAAAGAUAAAGCACCCCGCCCUUCCCCUGCGCAACCUCCUUCAGAGAAUAUGGAGAAGCAGAUCAAUCGAUCUAUGGACAGACGACGACCUGGUCGACCUUCGAUUUCCAAAGCACCGGUCCCUGUCGUGGUCCCUCGACGGCGAUCAGUCAUCCCCUGCUCCCAAGAUGACAGCGAUGAUGAGCUCAGUUUCAUGUGA